CGGAGUGCUUUUCAUGAAUAUAGGUUUAUCAAGAACUUUUUGUUUUGACAGUUUUUUUUCCACAUAUGGUUGCUUGGCAGUUGUAUUUUCUGACUGUGACACAGUCAAUUAAGUGGAAAAAUGUUCCUGUGUUUCACGCUAACUGCCCAUUUCAUUUCUGGCCUUAGGUUAUGCGUCUCAGGAGCACGCCCAGGUAGUUGUCCAUCUAUCCAACCGUCAUCCGUCUGUCCAUCCGUUCAUGCAUUUGGCACUAGUCACUGGUGUUGCACGCGUCACUGGUGAAUAAAACCCAGUUCUUGCCCUCCAGGAGCCUGAUGUCUAGUUUGUGAGAAAUCCUGAGUUGACUGUUGCACGUCUUCUUCAGUGGCUCCAAUGACAAACCUGGGAUGGAUCUGGGGACCACUUUCUGGUACUGCUGGUAGCUUGAGGAAUUUUGCCAUGUUGGUCAAAGGAAUUAGAAGUCAGCAGUAAGAAUUUGCAGUUAUAUGGUGCCUCAUACUUGUAAGUGAAAGAUUUUUGAGGACUUUUUUUUAUUUAAUCCUCUUAGGCUUUUUUAAUGUAAGCAUUUUACAGCCCUUCCCUGACUUGUUUCCAGGCCUUGCCUGUAAAACUCUCACACGGCAGUCAGUUCCAGAAGCCCGAUAACCUCGUUAAUUCAUUUUCAUGCCCUGCUGUUCUUCCAGUUAUUCUCUCCUGAGAGAACUGGUGUCUGGCUUCUCUUUUAUUCUUUCAUUAGAGAACGUUCCUGCUCCAGGUUAGGCGAGCCCUUGGUGCCUUCCUCUUCUUGCUUCCUUGGCUUUGCUAUUUCUAGCCUGUUAUUCUAUCGCAGGUCCCAGGUUGUUGGCUCUCCCAUAAUUGAGGUCUACUUGCAGCUUAUGCUUUUCAUAGGCUUUUCACACAUUUAACACAUUUAUUCAACACCUACUGUGUGUCAGCCAUUGUCCUUGGUACUGAGGAUGCUGCAGAGAGACCCUCUGUCCACAGGGAGCUCACAGUCCAGUGGGAAGGCAGACAGCGACACUAGUGCUGUGAAGAAGAAGAAAGCAGGAUUGGGGGUGUUAACUGUUGGGGUGGGAGCUGAAAUUUUAGGAAGGAUAGAUGGGGAGGGCUUGAGUCAUCUUCGAGUAAAAAUGUGAAGGAAGCGAACUGUGUGGGCAUCUUGGGAAAGAAUAUUCCAGUGGAGUGAAAAACCGGUGCAAAGGUCCUGAGGCAGGAGGACAAAAGAAUUUGGGUUUGAGGUCAGAGAGACAAUGGGGGCCUGAUCAUAUCAGGCCGUGUGGGACAUAGUAAAACCCAAAAAAUAACCAAACCCAGUGCCGUCGAGUUGAUUCCGACUCAUAGCGACCCUAUAGGACAGAGUAGAACUGCCCCAUAGAGUUUCCAAGGAGCGCCUGGCGGAUUCGAACUGCCAACCCUUUGGUUGGUUAGCAGCCAUAGCACUUAACCGCUGCGCCACCGGGGUUUCUGGGACAUAGUAAGGCCUGUGAAUUUUACUCUGACUGGGGAGGGGGCCAUUGGAGAGUUUUGAGCAGAGGAGAGAUGUGGACUGACUUUUUUUUUUUUUGGCAUUGUUGUAAAUAUAUCUGUCACAUUUUUUGCCAGUUAACUUUUUACAGGCAUACAACUUAUUGAAAGCAAUUUAUAGUGAUCAACUGUGCAACCCUACCAUUAUUCAGUACAAUUUUUCCACCACUGUUAACCCUUCCUUUGCCUCUGUGCUCCCCUGCCUAUGAUAACCACUAAUAAAUUUCGGCCUCUAUACAUUUGGUUUUUCUUAACUUUUUAUAUAAGUGAGGCCAUACGAUAUUUGUCCUUUUGCGAUUGACUUGUUUCACUCAGCAUAAUGUCUUCCAGCUCUAUGCUUAUGGUAGCAUGUAUCGAGACUUCAUUUCUCCUACUGGCUGAAUAGUAUUCCAUUGUAUGUAUGUGUAUGUGUUGUAUGUAUGUAUGUAUGUUUAUCCAUUCAUCUGUUGAUAGGUUGUUGCUACCUUUUGGCUAUUGUGGAUAGUGCUGCAGUGAACAUUUGUGUACAAGUCGGUGUUUGAGUGUCUGUUUUCAAGUCUUUUGAGCGUAUACCUAGGAGUGGAAUUGCUGGGUCAUAUGGUUCUGGAAACCCUGGUGGCUUAGUGGUUAAGUGCUGUGGCUGCUAACCAAGAGGUCAGCAGUUCGAAUCUACCAGGUGCUCCUUGGGAAUUCUAUGGGGCAGUUUUACUCCGUCCUGUAGGGCCGAUAUGAGUCGGAAUUGACUCGUUGGCAGUGGGUUUGGUGUUUUGGUUUUAUGGUUCUGGAGCAUUUGUGGCACAGUGGUUAAGAGCUUGGCUGCUAACUGGAAGGUUGGCAGUUUGAAUCCACCAGUCGCUCCUUGGAAACCCUAUGGGGCAGCUCUACUCUGUUCUAUAGAUAGGGUUGCUAUGAGUCAGACUCAACUUAACAGUAAUGGAUUUGUUUGUUUUUUUUUUCUUUGUGGUAGCUCUAUUUUUAGUUUUUUGAGGAACUGCUACACUGUUUUCCACAGUGGCUGUACUGCUUUGCAUCCUCACCAGCAAUGAAUAAGGGUCCCAAUUUGUUGUUAUCUUUUUUAAUCUUAGCCAUCCUGUUGUUAGGUGCUGUUGAGUCAGUUCUGACUCACAGUGACCUCGAGCAGAACGAACCAGUGCCCGGUCCUGUACCACCCUCACGAUUGUGCUGUUUGAGCCCAUUGUUGCAGCCACUGUGUCAAUCCAUCUUGUAUGGGGUCUUCCUCUUUUUUGCUGACCCUCUACUUUACCAAGCUUCAUGUCCUUCUCCAGGGACUAGUCCCUCCUGAUAACGUGUCCAAGGUAUGUGAGACAAAGUCUCACCAUCUUUGCUUCUAAGGAGCGUUCUGGCUGUACUUCAGGACAGAUUUGUUGGUUCUUCUGGCAGUCCAUGGUAUAGUCAGUAUUUUUUGCCAACCCCUUAAUUCUAAGGCGUCAAUUCUUCUUUGAUCUUCCUUAUUCAUUGUCCAGCUUUCACAUGCAUAUGAGGUGAUUGAAAAUACCAUAGCUUCGGUCAGGCGCACCUUAGUUCUCAAAAUGAUAUAUUUGCUUUUUAAUACUUUUGUCCGUUGCAGCAGACUUGUCCAGUGCAACACGCUGUUUGAUUUCUUGACUGCUGCUUCCGUGGGCAUUGAUUGUGGGUCCAAGUAAAAUGAAAUCCUUGACAACUUCAAACUCUUUGUUUAUCAUGAUGUUGCUUAUUGGUCCAGUUGUGAGGAUUUUAGUUUUCUUUAUUUUUAGUUUUCACAUUUCUUUGAGGUGCAAUCCAUACUGAAGGGUGUAGUCUUUGAUCUUCAUCAGUAAGUGCUUCAAGUCUUCUUCUCUUUCAGCAAGCAAGGUUGUGUCAUCUGCAUAAUGCAGGUUGUUGAUGAGUCUUCCUCCAAUCCUGAUGCCCAGUUCUCCUUCAUACAGUCCAGCUUCUUGGAUUAUUUGCUUAGCUCACAGAUUGAAUAAGGAUGAUGAAAGGAUACAACCCUGACACACACCUUUCCUGAUUUUAAACCACACAGUAUCCCCUUGUUCUGUUUGAACAACUUCCUCUUGCUGUACGUACAAGUUUCAUGUGAGCACAAUCAAGUUUUCUGGAAUUCCCAUUCUUUGCACUGUUACCCAUAAUUUGUUAUGAUCCACACAGUCCAGUACCUUACACAGAUAAACAUCUUUUUGGUAUUCUCUGCUUUCAGCCAAGAUCCGUCUGACAUCAGCAGUGAUACCUCCCUGAAUCUACGUCCUCUUCUGAAUCCAGCCUGAAUUUCUCGCAGACAUGAAUCCUGGUUCGUUUUUCUGCAUGUGGCAAUUCAGUGUUCCCAGCACCAUUUAUUGAAGACACUGUUCUUUUUCCAUCAAAUGGACUUAGCACCCUUCUCAAGAAUCGGUUCACCACAGAUAUCUGUCUUGACGCCACUAACCGGGACUCCCCACUUGGCCUUGAGCUGGGACCUCACGCAGCGCAAGGAAAUGUAGAUCAGCGACUUGUAACGGGAAGCGUAUGAACAGGCCUACGCCACGCCAUUUAGGUGCUAAACGAUGGCGCUUGCAGGGCUCAGCCUGGCCUGAGAAUUGGGUGCCCCCGGCACUGGAAGAGCCGACUCUGACUCCUGGGCUCCUGGCUUGAAUAGGCCUUCACUUCCAGCCAUCCCAGUCCAACGGCUACGCAAAACCACUUCUUUUCUCUUAAUGAUGGGUAUUGGUAAGAACACCACGUCCAAGUCAAUGGAGGCUGGAAGUUCAACAGAAGGCAAAUAUGAAGAUGAAGCAAAGCACCCUGCUUUCUUUACUCUUCCGGUGGUGAUAAAUGGAGGUGCCACAUCCAGCGGUGAACAGGACAACGAAGACACCGAGCUCAUGGCAAUCUACACUACAGAAAACGGCAUUGCAGAAAAGAGCUCUCUGGCGGAGACCCUGGACAGCACCGGCAGCUUAGACCCCCCGAGAUCGGACAUGAUUUACACCAUAGAAGACGUUCCUCCCUGGUACUUGUGUAUCUUCCUGGGGUUACAGCACUACCUGACCUGCUUCAGUGGCACGAUUGCGGUGCCUUUCCUGCUGGCUGAUGCCAUGUGUGUGGGGUAUGACCAGUGGGCCACCAGCCAACUCAUCGGGACCAUCUUCUUCUGCGUGGGAAUCACAACCUUGUUACAGACAACAUUUGGAUGCAGGUUACCCCUGUUUCAGGCCAGUGCUUUUGCAUUUUUGGCCCCUGCUCGAGCCAUCCUGUCUUUAGAUAAAUGGAAAUGUAACACCACAGAUAUUUCAGUUGCCAAUGGAACGGAGCUGUUACACACAGAGCACGUGUGGUAUCCGCGGAUACGAGAGAUCCAAGGGGCCAUCAUCAUGUCCUCACUGAUAGAGGUGGUCAUCGGCUUCCUGGGCCUGCCCGGGGCUCUGCUGAAGUACAUCGGUCCACUGACCAUCACGCCCACGGUGGCCCUCAUUGGCCUCUCGGGUUUCCAGGCAGCUGGAGAGCGAGCUGGGAAGCACUGGGGCAUUGCCAUGCUGACAAUUUUCCUGGUAUUACUGUUUUCUCAAUAUGCAAGAAAUGUUAAAUUCCCUCUCCCAAUCUACAAAUCCAAGAAAGGAUGGACAGCAUACAAGCUACAGCUUUUCAAAAUGUUCCCUAUAAUCCUGGCCAUCCUCGUGUCCUGGCUGCUCUGCUUCAUCUUCACGGUGACAGAUGUCUUCCCUCCCGACAGCACAAAGUACGGCUUCUACGCUCGCACGGAUGCCAGGCAGGGCGUGCUUCUGGUAGCCCCAUGGUUCAAGGUCCCGUACCCAUUUCAGUGGGGCCUGCCCACCAUCUCUGCCGCCGGCGUCAUCGGGAUGCUCAGCGCGGUCGUCGCCAGCAUCAUCGAGUCUAUCGGUGAUUACUACGCCUGCGCGCGGCUGUCCUGUGCCCCGCCGCCUCCCAUCCAUGCCAUCAACAGGGGGAUUUUUGUGGAGGGCCUCUCCUGUGUUCUUGAUGGCGUAUUUGGUACUGGGAAUGGCUCGACUUCAUCCAGUCCCAACAUUGGAGUGUUGGGAAUUACAAAGGUUGGCAGUCGCCGGGUGAUCCAGUACGGGGCGGCCCUGAUGCUGGCCCUGGGCAUGGUGGGAAAGUUCAGUGCCCUCUUCGCGUCCCUUCCUGACCCUGUGCUUGGCGCCCUCUUCUGCACCCUCUUUGGGAUGAUCACAGCUGUCGGGCUCUCUAACCUGCAGUUCAUCGAUUUAAAUUCUUCUCGGAACCUCUUUGUGCUUGGAUUUUCAAUCUUCUUUGGACUAGUCCUUCCAAGUUACCUCAGACAGAACCCUCUCGUCACAGGGAUAACAGGGAUUGAUCAAGUGUUGAACGUUCUUCUCACAACCGCUAUGUUUGUAGGAGGCUGCGUGGCUUUUAUUUUGGAUAACACCAUCCCAGGUACUCCAGAGGAAAGAGGGAUCAGGAAAUGGAAGAAGGGCAUAGGCAAAGGGAACAAGUCGCUCGAAGGCAUGGAGUCCUACGAUUUGCCAUUUGGCAUGAACAUUAUUAAAAAAUACCGAUGCUUCAGUUACUUGCCCAUCAGCCCGACCUUUGUGGGCUACACGUGGAAAGGCCUCAGGAAGAGUGGGAAUAGCCGGAAUUCAGAUGAAGACUCGCAGGCCACAGUAUAGCCUUGGAGUACUCGGUGGCCGGCCGCAGUGAGGCACAUCUCUGUAGUUCUUGCUGAGCAACAAACAGUAAAAUAAUAUGUUUGUAUAUCUGCAUUUACAUUCUGCACCUGGAGCUAAGACUGAUUACAAAUAGCUUUUCUGUUGUGGGUGGUGAUCGUGUCUAAUAUGGUGUCUCGCCUAUGUCCUUAUUUAAAUUAAGCCCUUGACCCAUUGCCUUUUGAGAGCGUCCAUGGCUGGCCAUAGUCACUUGGUCACUGAACUUGACGUCCCAGUUCUCCUGUGCUAGGGGAUGUUGGAGAUCCGUGGUGAUUCCUUUUCAGUCGCCUUCCUAAGGAGGGUGGCGUCGAGUUUAGGGCCUGUGCUGCACUGAGCACUCGCUUUCCUGCAGCCGUCCCCAGGGUCCGGUGGCUCUCUGUCCUGAACACACUUGGACCUAUUUCCUUUUUGUUUGAUUUUUGCAAGUCUUCACCCCAGCCUGUGCCUACAGACACCUCUUGUGGCCGAGGAGCAGGUGUGCUUGCACUGUCACAGCUGACUGGUCAGUUGUGACUCUAUUUCCCGAUACUCCUGUAGGGGGAGGAUACUCACCCCACUGGAAACAGUGACGUGGCCACCCUUUGUCACAGUCUGUACACAGGGAAGGCUUGUGUUAUUAUUAGAAUGGCAGUCUAUCCGGAGGAUUGGAGAGGAAGGGAAAGUACCUUUAAGUACUAUCUGAUUGUCAUCUGUUCUUUCUUCCUGCCACCCUGCCCCAGGCUGGACCAGCACACUCCCUGUUGGCCUGUUUUUUACUAGUAGCUGAGAUACCCUGUCUGGCAUUUAUCACCACUGGCUGGUGUGACAGGUAUAGUGUGCCGCACAAAUGCACCAGUCAGAUGUUCGUGGGAGUCUUGGCUCUGCUGUCACGUGGAUGUUAGUUAUCGUUGCGCGCGCCUAUAGUUACAAGAUUUUAUUCCUAUUUAAUGUCAUUGACUAUAGCAGAUUUUUGAAAUCAGUGUUUUUCCAUGUGACCCUCUUACCCUGCAUCCCUAUUACUUGUCCCCCAACCCUACCCCUUUUAAGAAAAGAACCAGCAUUUGUAAAGCUGUGGACACCAUCAGGGAAGCUUGUUGUAAUGGCUUUUGAAAGCCAGUAACCAUUAUUGUGGUUGUGUUUUGUAUUGCUUGAUACCAUGAAAGUGUAAAUACUGUAAUGCCUAAUCUAUUUAUCAAAACUGACUACUGGACCAGAGCCCAGAAAACGUGGGUCAAGGUAUACGUGAAUUUGUUUUGUGAAGAAGGGAAGCUGGGGCAGGUAUCAAACAGAGCCGCCACAUUGAAUGGUGUGUCAUCUGGUAGAUUCCCUACUCCAGUGAAAGCUCUUCUGUUGGCAGUCAUUCCUGGCGGUCAUGACUUAAGGCAUAUUUCUGUGGGUUGCCACGUUGCACGUCCACUGUAUUUGGCAGAGGGGAAGGUUACAUUCCCUGGCCAAAUGCUGCCUUUCAUGUUUUAAGUUAUUGCAGAAGGCGGUAAAAAAAGUGGCUGGCUGGCUCUUUCUGUUAAGAAGAAUUCUUAUUAAUAACACUAAAUUCUUUCUGGGGGGAGCGAGAAUGAAGACUUCUGAUUAAUUUGAUUGGAAGUUUUCAGUUGAGGAAAAGCCUGAGACAUAAAGUAAUGAUCUCACUUCACGGAGCUGUACGACUUAAGUGGUCACUGACCUGGUUGAGCUUCAGAUGGCAAUGGGCAUUCCUGCCUGGCGCCAAGAACAUGGGUCUGGCCCUCGUCACCCUUGCGUUGACAUGGUGAACUUCUUGCCAUCUGAGGCUGGCUUGGCCUUACCACCUUCAGAUGCCUUUGUAUCACUACAGACUCCCCCCCGCCCCCUGCUCCACGUCCUGGUAAUUUUGAGCUUUGAGGUUUAUUACGCAAGAACACCUCAGUGGCACUGUGUUGUUUGGCCAAGAUCUUAUUGCAGGUUAAGUAAAGAACAUAGAUUCUAAAUUACAUUUAAUUUUGUACUGUUUUUUUUUUUUAAGAUGUGUAUUUGACACAAAGUAAACAUAGAAGCACAUUGGUUAACCGUUUUUCAUCCUUCAAACGUGGUAAGCCCUUGAGGCCGACAGCCCUCUUGUAUUGAGUUGGUCUCAGUUCUUACUAUCUGUAGUCUGCUUUAUAUCUCCAAUUUCUCUGCUCUGAAAAAUGGGGAAAACUGUUAAACUUCCCAGAAAUUUGUUGUCUUCUAGCUCUCUAGGUGAGCAGAAGGGCCAAAUAGCCAAGUAAAAGUCCCCCCACCCCUAGUAACUCAGAGACAAGUUUUCUUCAACUCAGCUUAACGGGCAUCUUGCCUCCCAUUGGGUAACUUGGUUACAUGCUUCAGACAUCCAGAAACCCAUGCUCUUUAGACCGGGUUUUAUUGGGAGAUUUCCAAGCUGCUGGCCUGAGGGGAUAUGUUAAUGUGAAGGGAAUCCCUGCAUCCUCCCUUACUAUUAGGAAGCAGGUUUCACCCCUCUGGUUGAUUGAUCCAUCGGGGCAAACAUUUGAUUCUCUGUCCAAGAAGGGGAGAGGACAGAAGGAAGGGAGGGAAGAAGGCAGCCUGACUAGAUACCAUCAUUGAGUCUGGUACUUUCUGCACAGCCUGUGAAACUUACCUUUGCUUGAGAGAUUGGAGUCUUAUAAUAAAUAAUAAAUCAUGCACGUGCAACACACACAAGCCAUUUUAGGAAGUGGCCCCUCAUUCUAGUGAAUAUUCUGGAGAAGGAAAGUCUAUAACUGGAAAAAAAAAAAAAAAUAGCCGUGUGUUUCUUGGGUUUCAGCAGACCCCUAAAGGGGAGGUUUGAGGGGAGCGGAGGACAUGCGUGGUCUGUGCCUGUAACACUACCCUUCCUGUGCUGGUCUGCUUCUCUGGUUCACAUACCGGCCAUGCUUUGUUUGGCCAAUAGAGUGUUCCAAAAUAUAUUGAAUUGGAAUGUCCUUGGGCAGGGCAUUCAGUCUCCAAUUUCCACAGUAACCACCUACCCACCAUCUUCACAGGUCACCUGCCAGGCCCCCGAAUGAAAGCACUUGAGUUGGCGCUCCUGCCGUAGAAACUGUUUAUUUGAGCAGGAGAUGCAGCCAUGGUCACGGUGGGAGGGCGGAGGAGACCCCACCGCUGGUUUUGGUAAAUAUUUGUCUAACAUGAUUCACAGAAUAAUGGGAAAUGGCUCCAGUCUUUGUAAAUAGUUUUCAUUCUCACUAGGGAGUUCAACUGAACAAUCACUGGUAUAAAAUUUAUAUUGAGUCUUUCUUAAGAGGGUUUCAAAUGUCAUCUUGCAGCAAGGUUUCUGUGAUCGAUCAAGGCAAGAGGUUUUAACAAGCCAGCUAGAGUGAAGCAUCGUGGGUAGGCCCCGAAGGUUUCCCUUUUUCAUGGUGACAAAUUCACACCCAGGAUUCGCUUUAUACUAUAGAAUACUGACUUUCACGACGACGACUUGGUUUAUGCAUGAAUAUUGCAGUAUUUCCAUAUAGUAAAAUAACAUUUCUGCCCAGGAUUAUAGUCACAGUUUUCCAGGGGGGGAAUGAUAUAAUUUUCAUGACAAUGUCAUGUGAUGAUAGAAUUUCUCCAUUGAUGAAUCUCUAGUAUGUGUGUAUACUUUAUUUACCCAUACGUCUAUUUUAUUACCAAGAGCUAAGUUGUUAUGUCUUUAACUCGUGUCCCUGCUGAAAUAUUGGUCCUAGCAACUUAGACGUCAAGUUGGCAAGUAUAAUCUUCAGUAAUGUUUAUGCCACAAAGGUGGCCAGGCCAGAUGGAAGAUGAAUAAGGAGCAAUGGUGGUGGCUUCAUUCCAGAACCUUUCUGUGUCCUGUAGGCUGCUGUGCUGGGUGUACACACGGCUGCAGGCAGCUGUGGCCACACCGGGCUUGCUUUCCCAGCCAUUGCCAGAUGCCUGGUGUGCACAGCCAGCUAUGACCCCUGUUGGUGGUGGUGGUGUAUAGCACAUGUUCCUAACAUCCACAGAGCUCGCUUCUCCGGGGGAAUGGCCUGUUGGUUUUAGAGAAGAACCUUGGGUUUCACAUGUAGGUUGUGCCCUCUGUCCUUACGCUUUGGACACAGAGAAUAGGACAUCUCCUACCCUCCACCCCAUCCUUAGUCACAACCAGAGUAGUACAGGAAGGCCGCCCGGUUUUGCCAGCGUUCAGCUUCCGCCCAUGACCCCAUAAAGCAUGUUAGCACUGGGGAUCCUUUUUCAGCAGCCUCACAAACAUUCCUGCCCUUUUAGGUUGUGCCUGACUGUGCCUCUUCACCCCUCAACAUCAGCGCCAUCCAGCAUCCUUAGAAUUGCUGUGUGUGUUUUCAGGCACGUAGGGUAUCCUUACCAGUGUUGCCAUCUUACUGACAGUUCCAAUUAAUACAUUUUUUUGUUCGCUUGUGACCUUUGUUUGACACAUUAAUAAAUUUCUGACUGUUCUUAAAACAGUAGGGAUGCCUAUGUUUUCCUUGUGUUUUUGUGGCUGACUUUGGCUAUAUGCCUUUCUGGGAUUUUGAUUUAGUUUUGUUUUUGUUGUUUUGUGGGGUUUUUUUGUUUUGUUUUUUGUUUUGCAUACCGAGGGUAUUUGGGAUGGGUUUGUUUUUUGAGAUGUGUAAUUCUUUUAUGGAGUUUUUAAAAAGAAUUUUCAUAUUGUUUUUCUAACAUGGCUUCAUUAAACGUUUAAGUAUUUUAAAAAUAUGUAAUAAUAUUUGGACCAGAUGUUGUGAAUAAUAGUAGAGACAAAGCUAUUUUAUUCUGUAUUUUUAAAACCGUUCCGUACAAAUAAAAGCUCUCCUGGACACAG
Messenger RNA from Loxodonta africana (African savanna elephant), 10929 nucleotides. It is a transcript of the gene SLC23A2, whose product is annotated as solute carrier family 23 member 2. Bases 4194 to 6143 code for a protein of 649 amino acids. Gene Ontology annotation, molecular function: transmembrane transporter activity. The record is from RefSeq and is a predicted model, not a curated record. Gene Ontology annotation, biological process: transmembrane transport; L-ascorbic acid metabolic process. The transcript is spliced from 18 exons. Gene Ontology annotation, cellular component: membrane. NCBI's taxonomy places the organism in Eukaryota, Metazoa, Chordata, Mammalia, Proboscidea, Elephantidae.